UGUCAGUUGCCAGGAUGGAGUGCUUAGCUUGGGACAUAAAAAGGUGACGUUCUGGGUCAAAAUACACAUUGUUUGCGCGUGGGUGUAAUUGCUGGGUAGAAGCACGCGUGCACUCCAAGGGGCCAAUGGGUUGUUCACAGUCCCCAUGUCAACGACGUAAAAGUCACACAAGCCCUCUCUCUAUCUUGAUCGGGCGAAAUACUGGCCAAUGAUCGUAAACUGAUGUGGAAAUCAAUGUGCCGAGUGGUGUAUGAAUUAUUGAAUGCCACACGGCUUGGCCUCAUAUAAAAGUAAGCACAAUAUUGGACCUAAGUCUGAUGCGCGUCGGGCCGUACGUGUCCGGUCCAAGGCCCCAUUAUAGUGUAUCACAACUGCUACAAAUGGACUGGUAGGAAAGGAUUAUUGUCAAUGAUUUUUCUGGAGUCACAUGAUACGUGUUAGAGCUCUGUGCAUGUACUGAUGUACAUGCAUGUACGUGUACAUCGUGCCAACCCCUUAGUUGUCUAACAUUUUGACGGUUGUCGCUGCCAACUUGAAGGUGUGCAGAACAUCGACAACUCAAUAUCGUACUGCUGACUUGCUUUACACGAGGCGGGUUACUCGCAGCUUUGGAACUCCAGCACGGCACCCCGAAGAUGACAUUCAUCACUGUGAAAUAUGGGGAUAACGAACAGAAGCUAUUCAAUCCUUACUGCUCUAGCUUAAUUCUGUUGGAGUGUAUUCGCAAAAACUGCAAUAUAACCGAUGCCGAUGCUACAUUAGACUUAUCAGACGCACUGGGUAGCAUCAAGCGUCUACCGGACAACUUGCACUCGUACGCAAAUACUUUGCUGGACGGCAGGGAGACUUACUGGGUCAUCAAAGUGGAAAAAGGAGCUGGUGAAAACGACCCAACAAAGUAUACGCUACUCAUAGAUGACCCCGAGAAGAACUGUCCAGAGUUAUCAAGUCGCUUGCAAGAUCUAUCUCGUCCGACAACGCGAGGCCGGAGGGAGUCUCAGUGGAGCAAUCUCAGACGUAAAUUGCCCCGCAACAGGGGCUCUGGCCGACCCAAAAGUAACACCAAGAAACGGUAGCGAGCUCGCCAUUGGACAGUAAAGAGUGCAUCACAUUUUGGCGCCACAAAUUCCCAGCAGACGAUGUUUACGCGAAGUACGAGUAAUGCCGCCGUCUUGGGUUGUGUUACUCAUCCGGCCUCGCUCACAAAAGUAUAUCGGUUUUGUACAUUUGAACGAAUAUUCAUCAUAAAUUACUUUAUAAAUAUGUCUUCAUGAGCGUCAGGUUUAUCUACAUAUUUCAAUAUUUAGAGAGAAGUUAUAACUCUAUAAGUUUAUAGAAAUAUAUAAAUAUGUUGUAUUCGGUAGAUUAAUUUUCCAAAAAGGCGGCAUCUUUGCGUUUCACUGAACGAUCAAAAUCUUUUGGCGCCUCGUUACCAAAGUUUUGAGGCUCGAGUUUCGAGGACACAUUACAUAACACUCUUCAAACGAGAUUUUUCUUAAUAUUUAUUUGCUUUUGGAGCCACUGUAAUAGUUUUAAAUGUUUUUAUGCCGAAAGACAUGAAAAAUAAACAUUACUUAAAGAAUCAACUUCGAUGAAGGUUAUCAACCUGGAAAAGGAGAAAAUAAACAGCAUGUUAUAAAAUACUAAAAAUCAUCAACCGCUGUUUUGCAUGUUGUUUUUUGGCCUAAUUAAAUAUGGGGGAAAAUGUCACAAAAACUGUCUGCUGUGCGAUGCAAUUACGUAUGAGCAUGAUACCUUUACGUUGAUUGGUUGAUUGAUUGAAACGUCAUUAUCUCUCCAUUUCCUUUAAUUUUCGUUUUGCGAACUGAACAUUAUAAUGAUCAAUAUGUUAAUGUCUUGGGGAUUAACCUAACAUUGUUAACCACGUGCGUGAUUGAAAUAAACUAUGCUGACAAUCACUACCAGUUGACAAUAUUACAUCAUGCAUACGGCUCUGGCUGCUUAAAGAGGUACUGAUUUGGCGCCACUACCACAGGGGCAGGGCUACAUUUUAGUCUUGGGUUAAAGUUUGGUUGGUCUUUGGCAACAUUUGGGUGCUGAACAGGCAUGAAAAUCCACUCUGUGUAAACCUAAAAACUAAUUUCUAUCUGCUUUAUUGCAUAUUACAAUGACCAAAGAAGAAGACAUUGUUUUAAACAAUUUGGGAAUUCAAUGUUACACAUCUUGCUAAUAUGCGAGUUGAUAUUUUGGGAUGCCUCACUUAGCGAAUAAAUUUACAAAGAAAUCAUACAGAAUGCACGAAUUGCACACAAUCUUCAAUGGUUUUAAAUGAAAACAAAUUAUCAAACAAUGAACAAUUUGAUCAAAUAAGUCAAAUUUAGAAAAAACAUAUUACAAUCACACACACUCAUGAGAAAACAAUACCGCUCCAAAGAGAAUAAACGAUGGUGACAAGUAAGCAACUGUGUACCGUCACUGUGCUUGUGCCAGGCCGAGGCACAAGACAAUGGCUGUUGAAUAUUACUCCAGUAUACCAGGCAAGAUAUGGGAUGGAGGGGUACCCCCCUUACCUGUCCAAUCCCUAUAUGCACUCUA
Acanthaster planci (crown-of-thorns starfish) is the source of this 2556-nucleotide messenger RNA. RefSeq lists its product as uncharacterized. NCBI's taxonomy places the organism in Eukaryota, Metazoa, Echinodermata, Asteroidea, Valvatida, Acanthasteridae. The record is from RefSeq and is a predicted model, not a curated record.